This is a messenger RNA of Dermacentor silvarum, 3381 nucleotides long. It is a transcript of the gene Paf-AHalpha, whose product is annotated as platelet-activating factor acetylhydrolase IB subunit alpha1. NCBI's taxonomy places the organism in Eukaryota, Metazoa, Arthropoda, Arachnida, Ixodida, Ixodidae. The transcript is spliced from 4 exons. The record is from RefSeq and is a predicted model, not a curated record. Bases 203 to 976 code for a protein of 257 amino acids.
CCUUUACAUCAUGGGCGGUCCCAUGCAGCAACAUUGAAAAGGCUGUGCAUGUAAACACAACUUUUGUAGCAUCCAAAAAAUAUCGCUGACGGCGUAGAAGUGGCCAUACCGCUUACAAGUUGUGCUGCGUGUUAAAGUGAAUAUGCACAUAAGAUUGUGAAUCACAAAGUGCUUAGUCUUUUGCCAAAGAACCUGAUCGAACAUGAGUUGUGUGGUGCCUGCUCCCGGCGUGAAUGUUGACGGUGAUGACCGGUGGUUGUGCUUGCACAAAUUAUUCUUAGCAGAAGGGACAGAAAAAGAACCGGACGUCGUCGUGCUUGGCGACUACACAGUAGCAUUCCUUCAACAGUCCGAGGCAAGCUUUCUGAAUCGACGCAUAUUUGCUUGUGUAUGCCGUCGCGAAAUUCAUAUUUUAUCCAGGGAAUUGAAAUGUCUAUUCUUCUAUUUAAAGGUAUGGGAAAACUAUUUUGCACCCUUACACUGCUUAAACUUUGGCAUUCCUGAAGACCGAAUUGAAAAUGUGCUCUGGAGAAUUGAAAACGGAGAGCUCGACAACGUGAAAGCAAAGGUUGUUGUGCUUUCUGUGGGCUCCAAUGAUAAUGCAAGUUCUCCUGAAGCUGUUUCGGAAGGAAUAGUGACAUGCACAACUGCUAUCAAGUCUCGCCUUCCCGAGGCACAAAUAGUCGUCUUGAAGCUGCUACCCUGUGGCCAACACCCAAACUCUCAGCGCGACCGGCGACGCCAGAUCAACGAGCUCCUGGCCAAGGCACUGAAGGGCCAACCACAGGUUCAGCUAGUGGACUUGGACCCAGGGCUGGUGCGUCCCGAUGGUACCAUAGGCUACCAUGACAUGUUCGACUUCCUGCACCUGAGCAGGCAGGGCUUUGUGUCCACCUUUGAGCCACUGGCCGACUUGGUCGCUCAGCUACUGAGAGAGGCUGCGGGCGCCGGGGACACUCCUGUCGCUGCCUCUUAGGUGCAGUGCAAUGGGGAAAUGAUCCACCGGCAUUCUCUCUACUACCACUGUGCAUUGCUUUCUGUGGCUGAGCAACAUUCUUUUUUUCUCCCCCCCCCCCCCCCACACUCUUGCAAUGCACUGCCAGUUUUGAGGGACGUUAAAAAGAAACAUAAAUAGGCCUUAUACUGAUAGACUGUUCAUAGAAAUUUGUGUUCAUUUGGUGUAAAAAAGUCAAUUAUUAGCAGAGGCAAUAAAUAAUGUUCAUCUUUUCUGUAUUUACACCUAAACACUGGGCCAUGUUGUCAAUGUGACAUCGCACAGAUUUGAAGGUGUUAGUGCAUAUUUCGAUAUUUGUGCCUGGAGAGUUCCCAGAAGUUGUUAGGUUGAAUAGCUGCUUGCUUUCGAAUGCAAUGCAAUUCCUUUUUUUAUUGGUACUUGCUUAACUGGUGCAAAGAAAAUUACAAUCCAUGAUGUCAUGGGCAGCUUGUACGGGAAUGUCAAGUGGCAAAGCCAACCAUCAUUGGCUUUUGUGUCCAUUCUUGCUUUAUCAGCCCAUUUGGUGUUGUGUAAGUAUACCAGUCUGGCUUAACAUAAUAUUUGUAUUUAGUGUCCCUUUAAGUCAUAUUUGCAUGAAUUUGUGUGGCAGUGGUCCUGUGUCUCGGCUGCUAAGAGGAGUGGCCAGAACUGUGGCGAUCACCUCUCCUAAUGCACAGUGGGAACUCAAGUAACAUUUACUGACAUUUUGAGGUGCUUGCCUGUGAUGCCACAGCGCACUAUUACUUGUGAUUUCUUUUCUCUGUUUCGAUGUGCAAUGCAUUGUUGGCUUGACAUCAUUUCUGCACGUGCUGGCAUGGGAAGAUAGUUUGGCGCGAACGUGCGAGCGACACUGAAGAUGCAUGAUCACACAAUGAUCACACACGUGCGUAGCUGCACCUGUUGUGUAGUUGAAGCGGCAUCGCUGUCAAGCACACCUGAUUCAUGUAACUGCAGUUGGCUGUGGUUGCCUGGAGGCAGUGCGCUUUAAGUUUUGAGCUUAUGAGAAUAGGUUUUGCUUCUACAUUUCAGGAACUAAUUUUACUUAGUUUUAAAAUGUUUUAAAUAUGUGACAGUGGUCAGAGGGAAAGAAAUUUUGCAUUUGGCAUGUUUUGUCAAUUGACAAAAGUGUGAAACAAGGCCUCAACUUUACCAGUGAAUGGCAAAGAGGAAUUUUUGUAAUUUAAGUUUCAGAGGUCUGAUGAUACCUCAUUCAAUUUGUUGGAAUGUUUUCUUUCCCCUGUAGCUGUUCUGAUUGUGCUCGUGGUGGGAAGCACGUCUGCAGUGUGCAAGCAGUGUAGUGUAUGGGGAGUGAUGGGCACCUCUAAUACAAUACAAUAUGCAGUUUUCUUUUUUUGUGUGUGUGUGUUUCUUGAUGCAUUCUUACAAAUCUAUAACGAGCACUUGGCCCAUUAUAGCAUGUUUUCCACCUGUUCUCAUGAUGUUGCAAGUUGACCGUGAUUUUGCCGUGUUGUCUUUUCUUUCAAGAUCUUCUAAUUAAGGAGCCUAACCUGCAGUAAUGUGAGAAUGCUAGCCUAUCUGGGGUCUGUGUAUUAAUGUACGUACAUCUCCCAUGUUUGAUAUUAUUCUCCAUGGGGAAAAUGGGACACAAGCGCUAGAUGUAUGUAGUUUAUUUAUUGUUACACUUCUGCUUGUGUGCUUCAGGUGGCUUUGGCUGCUUAAAGUUUAGUGUUGUCUGGUAUAGCAAAGAAAUUGUGCAAGAAUGGGACAACUGAUGGUCCUUGUGGUUUCAGUGCUCCAAUGCUCGUUAUGGGUAAAUUUUAAGUCAUGGUUGGUAGUGAUGAUAUGCCUUUGGUUCUUUUAGCAAGUAAAUUUGGAUGCUGAAGCUUCUUUUUAUUUUCCAAUGAGUUCUUAUUUUCCUGUUAUUUCUCCUGGGUGUACUCAGGUUGUAAAUAUGUGAAGGUGUUGGUUGCCUAUUGAAUGCCUGAAAUUAUGUUUUGCUCCAAUAUUGUACAGUGCUUUGUGCAUCUAACUUGCAGGCAGUUAGUUAAUUGAUGUGUUCCACCUUAAUGUUUCUUGCGUUGCACUUUAGUGCUACAUUCUCUAUAAGCUUAGUUAGCGUUAGGAUUGCUGCAUUCAAUUCAGUUUAAAUGUGUGUGCAAGUUGGUACGUUGUGUUGAUGCAGGAUGCGAUAAGGUUGAGCAUUUUUGUCACCUUUUCGGGUAUUUUUGAGCUGUUACAGUGUAUUACCUGUUUCUGAAUAGUAUUGCAUCGCGUCUAUCGGAACGGCUAGAAUUUGACGCCCAUGCAUUUCUGCUGGAAAGGAAAGCAAAAAGAGAAUUUUUUUUUUCUUCUGACCAAUGUGACAGCAGUGCCUUUGUCGUUGGAUCUGCAGUGGUGCGUAAUAAAUUUCCUGAAGCCUGCAAAAC